Messenger RNA from Plectropomus leopardus (leopard coralgrouper), 2785 nucleotides. RefSeq names its product SEC62 homolog, preprotein translocation factor (gene sec62). Gene Ontology annotation, cellular component: endoplasmic reticulum; endoplasmic reticulum membrane. Lineage: Eukaryota; Metazoa; Chordata; Actinopteri; Perciformes; Serranidae. Gene Ontology annotation, biological process: post-translational protein targeting to membrane, translocation. The record is from RefSeq and is a predicted model, not a curated record.
CGCGCACGCUGGAGGAGCUGAGUUGGAGGAUCAUGGCGGAACGCAGAAGGCACAAGAAACGGAUCCAGGAGGUGAGCGAGCCCACCAAGGAGGAGAAGGCGGUGGCCAAGUAUCUCAGAUUUAACUGCCCCACCAAGUCCACCAACAUGAUGGGCCACCGAGUCGACUACUUUAUUGCCUCCAAGGCCGUCGACUGUCUGCUGGACUCCAAGUGGGCAAAGGCGAAGAAGGGAGAGGAGGCGCUGUUCACCACCAGGGAGUCUGUGUUGGAUUACUGCAACAGACUCCUUAAGAAGCAGUUCUUUCACCGGGCUCUCAAAGUGAUGAAGAAAAAACCUGAGAAAGACACCAAGAAAGAGAAGGAAAAAGAGAAAGAAAAGGAGAAGACUAAGGGUGACAGCGGCAAAGAGGAGGAGAAAAAAGGGAAGAAGGAGAAAGAGAAGAAGAAAGAGUCUGAGGUGGCCGAAACCAAGAAAGAGAAGAGCGAUGACAGUCCGGGAACGCCGAAAAAGAAAAAAGAGGUGAAGAAGAAGUUCAAACUGGAGCCUCAUGAGGAUCAGCUGUUUCUAGAUGGAAACGAGGUGUAUGUGUGGAUUUAUGAUCCUGUUCAUUUCAAGACAUUCGCCAUGGGACUGAUACUCGUCAUCGCUGUGAUAGCAGCCACGCUGUUCCCACUGUGGCCAGCAGAAAUGCGUGUAGGAGUUUACUAUCUAAGUGUUGCAGCAGGCUGCUUCGUGGCCAGUAUAUUGCUUCUUGCUGUUGCCCGCUGCAUCCUCUUCCUCAUCAUCUGGCUGGUGACUGGCGGCCGCCACCACUUCUGGUUCCUCCCCAACUUGACGGCAGACGUUGGUUUCAUCGACUCUUUCCGGCCGCUCUACACUCAUGAGUACAAAGGACCACGAGCCAGCAGCAAGAAGGGCUCAGACAAGACGGACGAAAAAGACAACGGCGGCAGCAAGGCUCAGAAAUCAGACAGCGACGAGAAGUCAGACAGCGAGAAGAAGGACGGAGACGAGGAGGAGGAGGAGGAAGAGGAGGAGAGCAAAGAGGUAGAGGAGAGCAAAGAAGCAGAGGGAGAGGGGACGGGGGCAGACCGCCACUCGGACACAGACAGCGACCGUCGGGAGGACGAAGGCUCGCAGCACAGCAACGGAAACGACUUUGAGAUGAUCACCAGGGAGGAGCUGGAGCAGCACACGGAGGAGGAAGAGGAGGAGGAGGAGGAAGACGAGGAGACGCAAGAGAGGAAAGAAGGGGGCGAGAGUGAGACUAAACCCCAGACUGCAGAAACAUAAACUUCUUACAAUCCCAUCUACUUUCUCUCUCUCUGCCCUUCCCUCCCUUCCUCCUGUGAUCCCAGGACCUGCGAGGAGAGGCUCCAUCUCUUGUUGUUGAGAUCUUCCACUAAACAGACCAGUACCGGGAUAGACGCAACGAUGGAAAACGGCUACGACAAUGGGGAAAAAAAUCUAGAAGAAGCCUUAAGGUGGAUCUGAGUCCUCCCACCUAAAUGUUAUUUAUGUUAGAAUGAAAAUUGCCACCAACAUGUUUGCCUGAGGAAGCUGUCAACAAAAAAAAUCCACCAGACCAGCAACAGCUCUGAUGGAGGGUUUUCAUUUUUCUUUUUCCUUUUUUUAAGUUUCUUUUUGUGUUAUUUCAACUCAAAAUAUUUAAUUUAUUUCCCCUUUCUUUGGUUAUUUUCUUUCACCUAUUUUUGUUGAGAUAAUUAUGUUUCAUGCUUCACAUCCUGUUGAAUGCCAGUCUGAUAUCUUUCUCAGGCAGCCCUUAAAGCAGAUGGACCUGCUUUGAAACCCGAACCAAGCCGGACGGACCAAAUCCUGUACUCCUUUAGGAGGAACCUAAACGUCGACCAUGUUGUGGCUGGAUGGAGUAUUACGAAAGCAGAGUAGCACGGCUCCUUGAGUUACUGGUGGUUUUUUUAUGGCUGAUGAUCAUAGUGCAAUCCUCCUCACAGUCUGAAGUAGUUCAUGUUUAAUAAUGUGGGACUCAUCUUUAAGAGUAAAUGUGAGCAACUGGGACACAGCUGGCAUACUUCAUUUUCUUUUUUAAAAAAAGAUUGCAGCAUUUGUUGUACAACUAAAUCUAGAAGAUGUUUAAAGGGAUAGUUUGGAUGUUUUGAAGUGAGGUUGUAUGUGGUAUUUAAACAUAGUCGGUACACCCCCGGUUUUGAGAAGCAGGAUGGUGUCAGACAUGGAAGCUAAGCAAUGAACUGCUGUGGAUGGGUCAGCAACAAAAUGUAUUUGAAAAAAAAUACCAUCUAAAAAAAUCUGUUUAAGUGCACACAAUAUUGAGAGUUUUUUCAGCGCUUUAACUUUUUCGUCAGAUGGCCCGAUGUGACGGUAAAGAUGUCCAUUGAGACUCCACUGAGAAAAACGGUAAUUUUAGCUCACUGAACACAGCGGCUGCUGGUCUGCUGCGGCUUCAAUCUGUUAGUUUGUGUUAUUGUGUGAUUUUAUGAAUCCAAACUAAGUCUUUUAAACACCAGAGUCACAAAUAAACUGAUGUAGGCAACAGAAGAACCAGCAGCUCCUGUUUUCUUUUAGCUAAAAUUACUGUUAUUCUCAAUGAAGUUUGGCUUUGAAGAGAGAGAUAUAAUAGCUUCAUUUUCCAGUUAAAAUUUACUGACAUUAUGGCUAAGCGGUCUAAAUAUUCUGAGUAUAGCGCACUCUUUGUGUCAAUCAUUGUCACAAUUAGCAAGAAAUUAGUAAAAAGUUACAAAACAAUUACUUAAAAAUGGGUUUAAAAAUGAAGUAAAAACAAACAA